UAACAUAUCUAAUUUUCUAUUUAAUUUCAUUCGUUUCAAACUAUUUUACCAGUGGAUUUUUACCUCGUAGGUAAUAAAACAUAAGCCGCUUUAUUACAGCCCGUAAUUUUACAUCACGAUGUCCGGGAAGAUCAAGAGCAGGAGUGCUGCUAAUGCCGACUCAGUAUCUGGCAGCGUGUCCUGCGGCGAGCGCAUCUUACGGGACUGCCACCAGAUCUACAUUGAUCCGGAAAGCGGUCUAAUAACAAUCGCUCAGACUGUUGGGGUGAGCUUGCUGCCUCCCCGGAAAAAGAUAACUGUGAUGUUGAUGGGGAACCACUCCGCUGGAAAGAGCAGCUUUAUCAAUUGGUAUGUGGAGGAGCAUAUCCAGAGAACAGGGGUCGCUAUAGAGACACAGGGCUUCAGCUUUGUUACAAGCGGGCGAAAGAGGGAAUCGCUCACGGGAAAUGCAACGCUCCAUCUCUAUCCCCAUUUCAAACCACUGCAAGAGUUUAAAGGGCUGUCAGAAUACCUCGGCACUGAGAUUUGUACUUCACGACAGAAACUUUUCAGCUUGGUGACCUUUGUUGACACUCCUGGUCUGGUGGACGGGGAUAUGAAGUACCCCUUUGAUGUGGACCAAGCUAUUCUGUGGCUUGGUGAGCUCUGUGAUCUGAUCCUGGUCUUCUUUGACCCAAUGGGACAGGCUUUAUGCAAGCGCACACUCAACAUUGUAGAGAAACUGAAUGAGAAGCAAGGGGACCGUCUCCGUUUUUAUCUCAGUAAAGCGGAUGAGGCUGGAGGAGAGUCUGAUCGACAAAGAGUUAUGAUGCAGAUUGUGCAGGAGCUUUGCAAGCGUCCAGGACUCAACAAGUGUGGCUUCGACAUGCCCACCAUCUAUGUUCCCAACCCUAAUAAGCCCAGUCGAUGUGUCAAUCAGAUUGAGGAAGUGUGUCGGACGAUAGAGAAGACCAUUAACCAGACUGUGCAGAACACACUUAACUCACUGGAGAAGGACUGCAACCUCAUCACCGAGGCCAUCACUGAGACGCUUCAUAAUGACAGGCAGUGCAGUAUAGAGAACCGUCGAUCACGUUUCAAGGGCUGUUUGUUGGGCAUGCUGGGUUUCACUGUGCCCCUGCUGCUGCUCGUCACCCUGGUGCUUGGCAGCCUCUCCAAAGAUGUGCUGGUGCUCUUGCUGGGUGAUAGUGGCAUCGAGGCACUCACACUAUAUGUGGUUCCUGCUGUGAAGGCGUUUGAAUCCUUGUCAGCGGAGGUGCAGCUGUAUAGUUGUGCUGCACUGGUGCUGUUGUCCUUUGUCUUUAUCCUCCUUGCUCGCUUUUCUUUCAGGACCAAACCAACACUCUCUGGGAAACAAAAGAGACAGCUUCAACAAAAACUGGAGUAUGUCCAGGAGGUAGUGAAGACCAAAAAGAAAAAUCUCUAUGAGGAGUACCUGCGUCAGAGUGUGGGUGAUCAGGACAUGAACUGAGAGGGAAUAUAGACUUCAAAUAUCCGGACAGGAUGAAUACAGCACCCAGAAGUACCACUAAACUGCAUCUCAUCAUUCCUGUAAUGUAGCAGACACAGAGAAGCCAUUUCAUUGGCACUUAGUUACACAAUACUGCUUCUGUAAGCUGUAUUUCAGCACUAAACGAUGAUGGAGCUGUGGACCAAUACUGUGUUUGUUUUAUUAUUAUUAUUUUUAGUAUCAGUGCAGUAUAACAAUAGUACUGUAAAUGUCAAUUGAAGGGCCACAUGAUGAGAUUUGAUUAAUGCUCUGAAAUAUCCUAUUGUUGGCCAAUAGCAGGUUUUAAAUCAUCCACCUUUUCUCUGUUGUGUACCCAAAAUACUCUGUAUUGUAUGGUAAAUUACCAGAAUCACUGAGGAAUGAGUAGCCCUUCAUUUGACAUUAGAUUCUAAAGACUUCUGGUGUCUAUUUACAUAGUAGUCAGUUUUAAUAGAAAUAUUGAAGCUGGCUUUUGUAUACCACUGUUACAUUUUUAUGUCAAGUUAUUGCUGUUAUGAUAAUAAACAUGUGUAUAGCUAUUGCUAAACUGGCAAA
This is a messenger RNA of Cyprinus carpio (common carp), 2044 nucleotides long. RefSeq lists its product as uncharacterized. The record is from RefSeq and is a predicted model, not a curated record. Gene Ontology annotation, molecular function: GTP binding; GTPase activity. Lineage: Eukaryota; Metazoa; Chordata; Actinopteri; Cypriniformes; Cyprinidae.